Molecule: messenger RNA, 999 nt
Organism: Vespa crabro (European hornet)
Lineage: Eukaryota; Metazoa; Arthropoda; Insecta; Hymenoptera; Vespidae
Product: ADP-ribose pyrophosphatase, mitochondrial
Exons: 3
Coding region: 71-931 (286 amino acids)
Molecular function (GO): ADP-ribose diphosphatase activity
Source: RefSeq, a predicted model, not a curated record
GAAUAUAUUUUAUUUUUACUUAAUUGGACGAAACAUUUUAUUAACAGGGCUAACGUAUAUCGUUACACGUAUGUACGGUAGAUGUAUAAAAAUGAUUCAUCAAAAAUGUAGACAAGGAUUUUAUCCGCAUUCAAACAUUAAAAGAUUUCAAGUACAAGAGAAUAAAGUACCAUGGAAUGUUGAAUAUCCUGAAUAUGAACCAAUUAAAUAUACAGCACCUAGUAUACAAAACAAACCUUGGGCAGAUCCAGAAAUUGGAAGUGUCUCUUUCAUACCGAAAUGGAAUAAAAUAGAUGGAAAAAUAGAUCGUAAAAGUUAUAUGGGAGAAUAUGUUAUAAAUGAAGAUGGUUAUCCUUUAAAUCCUGUUGGUAGAACAGGCAUUGUUGGAAGAGGUGUUUUAGGUCGUUGGGGACCAAAUCAUGCGGCAGAUCCAAUCGUUACACGAUGGAAACGAGAUAACAAUGAUAUGUUAGAAAUAAAUGAAACUACGAAUAAACCUGUAUUACAAUUUGUAGCUAUUCAGAGAAGAGAUUGCAAAGAGUGGGCAAUACCCGGAGGUAUGGUAGAUCCAGGAGAAAUGAUAUCUGUUACAUUGAAACGAGAAUUUAUGGAAGAAGCUAUGAAUUUAUUAGAAAAUGAUUUUACCAAACGCAAUGAGAUGGAAGCAAAUAUGAAUUUAUUUUUUACAAACGGAAUUGAAAUUUAUAAGGGUUACGUUGACGAUCCCCGAAAUACAGAUAACGCUUGGAUAGAAACUGUUGCUUUAAAUUUUCAUGACGAAGAUAACAAUACUUUUGGACAAUUACCUUUAACGGCUGGAGAUGAUGCUUGUAACGUAAGAUGGAUGGACAUUGAUGCAAAGCUAAAUUUGUAUGCUAGUCAUUUAGAAUUGAUUAAAAAAACUGUUGAGAAACAUGAUGCACAUUGGUGAAACACAAUAAUAACUUCAAAUAUUAUAUAAAAAUAUAAAAUAUUUUUCAUGAUAAUUAUAAAGAAAAA